CCACGAAAGAUAAAGAUAGCCUGGUGCUGGUGGAGAAGGGGAGGACAACGUACAUCCUGAUGGAGAGGAAGCUGGACUUCACCGGCUGGACUGCGGCCAUACAGAAGGCGAGCAGCACGUCCGGUGCCACACUAUCUGAGCAGCAGCUGACGGAUUCCGAUGUCCCCUUCAUCGUGGAGAAAUGUAUCGACCACAUCUCAAGUUUUGGGGUGGGAUCUGAAGGGAUCUACAGGAAGAGUGGACAGAACUCCAAGAUCACCAGUCUAUUGGAAUCCUUGAAGAGGGACGCCCGCAGUGUGGUCCUGACGGAGGAAGAACAUGUGGACAAUGUAUCGGACGCCCUCAAGAGGUUCUUCAGGGGCAUCGGGGAGGGAGUGUUCGCAGAGCACUGUAUGCAGUGGCUACAUGUCACAGGUAAUGAAGAUGAAAACGAGAGAAUCCGUCAGUACCAGGAGCUAUUGAACGAUCUGCCCCCUGUCAACAGAGCCACGCUGAAAGCACUAAUGCGCCACCUGUACUGCAUCCAGCACUUUUCUGACAUCAAUCAAAUGAACAUCCACAACUUGGCCAUCGUAUUCGGCCCCACGCUCUUCCAGACCGACGGGCAGAACUACAAGCCGGGCCGAGUGGUGGAGGACCUGAUCUCCUUCUACCUGCCCAUCUUCAAAGUGGAUAUUCAGGAGAUCCAGAAGCAGCUGAACAUCACGUCCACCAUCAUGAAAAUGCGCAAUGAGAACCAGACGAAGCGUAGGGGAUGUGAUUUCAUCUGCACUGUCUAUCUGAAUGAGAAGAAGGAGGAGUGUGAGCAGAGCGUCCAUAUUGCAGUCACCAUGACGGCUCAGGAGCUGACAGAGACGCUGUUGGAGAGGCGGAAUAUCCGUGUGAAGGACGGGGAGUACUGGAUCUGCUCGGAGGUGGACGACUCCGGAGAAUUAGAGCGCCCCCUGCAUUACUCCGAGAAAGUGCUGCCCAUCUUCCACUCUCAGGUCAACAACAGCAGCCACUUGAUUGUGAAGAAAGACCUCAACAUGGACGCCAUGCUGUACUAUAUCAAGAAUCGGGGCAGAGACACCAAGACGGGCAAUAUGAAGUAUCGCGAGGAGCGGAUAUUACUGGGGUUCAGUGCUGGUUUUCAUGAGCGAUACUUCAUGCUGAACAGUAACAUGCUGCGGAUGUACCGGGAGAGUCACCGGCCGGAGAAGGAGUGGCCCCUUAAGAACCUGACCGUUCACCUGGGCAUCAAGAAGAAAUUCCGACCACCAACGAGUUGGGGCUUUACAGUAACGUGUAAGAACGAGAGGAACGAGAAGAGUCAAUGGUAUCUGUGCUGUACCUCGGUUGGAGAGAUGAGAGAAUGGUUUGCAGCCUUCAUGUUUGCUCAGUAUGGCAGCCUGUGGCCGGAGCAGACCACAUCGACGAGGACGCGGAGCGCACAGCUGGACGCCACCUUUGGGAACCUUCCGCUUAUUCCAAUACGAGGAAGUGAGACGGAUAUAAGGAGGAGUAUGACGGCUUUCACCACAGACCCGCUCACGCUCCUCGGAAACGUAUGAGGUCGGGAUCCCUGCAUCUUCCAGGUCGCCUCUGACCUCUCUAUCUGGACCGACUCCUUGGCCUUGGCACUCGUAGAGCGUGGCGCCGAGGGAGAUGAUGGCGAGGAGUCUGCGCCUAAAUAACCUGGACCAUAUGGAUGAUUGGUGUAUAGUAGAUUGUGCCUUGUAGAAAGCUUUUUGUACAUACCACCCCCUCCCCCUCCCCCCCAACCUCUCCAUGGACCGUGGUGGCCUCCACCAUCCCUCUAAUCCAAGACUUGAAGGAGAAGGCUCCGCCCCCUGUGGCCUUAUAGACUUUGUAUAUGGAUUUACCUUCUCUGCCGGAGACUUUGAUGCACUAACACUGAAGGAGACGUCUGCCGGGGAUCGAUUCGGGGGUCUCGUGACCUGUAGUAGUUUAGGAUCAGUGGGGGGUGGGAGGGGAAGGGGGAUAUGUUGGGUUUUAACUGUGAACAUUUCCAUGAUGUCCAUCAAUGGGGACAAUGGCUGCACCUGAUAAGUGACAUAGGACGACUAGAACAUUAACCGGUCACUGUAUGGCGCCACCAAGUUCUCCCAGGGUGAUGGAGACAUCUGAGCGGCCAUGAUAUGGACCUUAUUGCUUCCUAGUGCCCCAGAGUAUCCUUUUCUCCAACACCGACUGUUGGUACCCAGAAAGGACCACACAAAGAUGGCGGCUGGUGUCAACACUCCAACACCGACUGUUGGUGCCCAGACAGGACCACACAAAGAUGGCGGCUGGUGUCAACCUCCCCUAAAAGCUGUCACCAAGACAGAGUCCUUCAUCUCUGGCUGAUCCGCCAUAGGGAUGACCCCCUCCCCCCCCACCCAUCACCUCAAUCGGCAAGGAAAUCUGCCCCAAAAACUCAUCUCAGUUUUGGGUGUUAUAUAGAUGGGGGGGGGCGCCCAAUGUUCUCAUCACCGCCCACUGCGUCACGUUGUAUCCCCCUGUAGAGGACGCCAUCGGCAAGUCAUUGUAAUUCUCAACCAUCAAUAAAGACGACGCGUUUCACUGUGUGUCUGAUGAUGCUGCUGAUCUGCAAAGCAUGCUGGGAAACAUCAUUUACUAAUAGCGUCACCCCAACCCAAAGGAAAAGGGGGCAGUACAAGACCACGGUAUAUAGGGACCACCUGCUCCUGGGUAUAAUGGAGGCCAUUGUGUGUGAGCAGC
Molecule: messenger RNA, 2724 nt
Organism: Hyla sarda
Lineage: Eukaryota; Metazoa; Chordata; Amphibia; Anura; Hylidae
Gene: ARAP1
Product: ArfGAP with RhoGAP domain, ankyrin repeat and PH domain 1
Biological process (GO): signal transduction
Molecular function (GO): protein binding; GTPase activator activity
Source: RefSeq, a predicted model, not a curated record